AUGCUGCGCGGCGGCCGCGAGGCGGUGGCUGCCGAGACGGCAGAGCGGCCGCGCGCAGCUCGGACGGCCGAUGGCGAGGGCCUGCAGGGCAGCAGGGACUGCCCGCUCGCGCUGGAGAGCGCCUCGCAGGAUGGCGAGGAGAAGGUGGUCUACGUCGGCCAUGGGCCGCGCCGCUGGCGGCUGGGCCCGACCGAUUUGGGGUGCCCAUGCCCCGUGGAGCCAGGUCGGGCCGCCGCAGACGCGGUCGCCCUGUGCGCUGGAUGGCUGGGCAGGCUGCCCGCGCUGAUCGACGCGCUGGAGGAUCUGCGCGGCGAACGACUGCUAUGCCGCUGCGGGCCGACGGAGCCGCGCCGCGCCGACAUGCUGCUGGCCGCGCUGGCCGAGCAGGGGACUGGGGGAUGGUGCCCAUUCUCCGAGGAGCAGCGCGUGGUCGCCGGGCUCGCGGCCGCCUGCCAUCACAAUGGAGCUGAUCUUCGCGUCGACACGAAGUCAGAGGUUCUCGGCAAUAUAUUUCCCAGGCAAGAAGUGGACACUGGCAUCUGGUCGUGGAGGACUGCGAGACAAUCGGUGUAG
This is a messenger RNA of Prorocentrum cordatum, 573 nucleotides long. The record is from the annotation of a GenBank genome assembly. Lineage: Eukaryota; Dinophyceae; Prorocentrales; Prorocentraceae.